This is a messenger RNA of Chrysemys picta bellii (western painted turtle), 1735 nucleotides long. RefSeq names its product salvador family WW domain containing protein 1 (gene SAV1). Gene Ontology annotation, biological process: negative regulation of cell population proliferation; positive regulation of apoptotic process; hippo signaling. Gene Ontology annotation, cellular component: cytosol. Gene Ontology annotation, molecular function: protein binding; molecular adaptor activity. Lineage: Eukaryota; Metazoa; Chordata; Testudines; Emydidae. The record is from RefSeq and is a predicted model, not a curated record.
UGCUGCUGUCCCACAGGGCUGUGCGCGGAGGGGCGGCCCCGCACAUGGCUCGGCUGCGGCCCGGCCCCGUUCCUCCGGCACUGAGCGGGUGAGCGCCCGGGGCCUGCGCGCCGCCCUGCGGGGAUGAUGCAGCCGGGAGCCGCGCGGAGCAGCGCCGGGGGCCGCGCGGAGUGAGGCGGCCGCGGGCCCGAGCCCCCCGGGCGGGGGGAUGCUGUCCCGGAAGAAGACGCGCACGGAGCUCUCCAAGCCGGGCGAGGUGCAGGGCAAGUACGUGAAGAAGGAGACCAGCCCGCUGCUCCGCAAUCUGAUGCCUUCAUUUAUCCGUCAUGGUCCGACCAUUCCAAGGCGAACUGAUAUCUGCCUUCCUGACUCGAGUUCUUCUGCCUACUCUGCUGGAGGGGAUGGAAUUGCUUCUAGAAACCAGAGUUUCCUUAGAACUCCAGUUCAGAGGCCACCUCAUGAAAUAUUGAGGCGAGAAAGCAACAGACUAUCUGCGCCUUCCUAUCUUGCAAGAAAUUCGGCUGAUGUCCCUCGGGAAUAUGGUUCUUCCUCCCAGUCCUUUUUAACAGAAGCUAACUCUGUUACAGAAAAUGGAGAUGCUGGUGCCCGCUAUUACUAUGAUUUUUAUGAUGGUCAAAGGAGGCAUCAGCUAAGUGAUCGUGUACAUGAGAACUAUAGAUAUUAUGGACAUAACAAUGAUCUCUUCCAAAGGAUGUCACAGAGUCAAGGGAGGCAUACUGCAGGCAUUGGCAGGAUUCCUGCUACAUCACUAGGAAAUUUAACAAAUCACAGUUCUGAAGAUUUACCUCUUCUUCCUGGCUGGUCAGUGGACUGGACUAUUAGAGGAAGGAAAUACUACAUUGAUCAUAACACUAAUACAACUCAUUGGAGCCAUCCACUUGAGCGUGAGGGACUGCCUCCUGGAUGGGAAAGAGUUGAGUCAGCAGAAUUUGGAGUGUAUUAUGUAGAUCACAUCAAUAAAAGAGCUCAGUACAAACAUCCCUGUGCUCCCAGCGUUCCUCGUUAUGAUCAACCUCCACCAGUGACUUAUCAACCACAGCAAGCUGAGAGAAGCCAGCCCCUUCUAGUGCCUGCAAAUCCAUACCACACUGCAGAGAUUCCUGACUGGCUACAGGUCUAUGCCAGGGCUCCUGUAAAAUAUGAUCACAUUCUGAAGUGGGAACUCUUCCAACUAGCUGAUCUAGAUACAUACCAGGGAAUGUUGAAGCUACUCUUCAUGAAAGAACUGGAACGAAUUGUUAAACUGUAUGAAGCAUACAGGCAAGCCCUUCUCACAGAGCUGGAGAACCGCAAGCUAAGGCAGAAGUGGUAUGCCCAACAACACGGCAAGAAUUUUUAAGCUAACAGUUUUUUUAAAUGGAAUUUCAAUGAGGACACUAAGAGCUUUAAAAGAUUUUUAUUUUUUUUAAACCAUGAACAAGUGCUUUGGUUUAAAAGGCAGCUUAUUUUUGUUGAUGUUGCACCUUUGUCAUUAAUUAUCCUCUUGAAUGUUUUUCUACAUAUAUAAUGUAUUGUUUAUAGAAUGAAAAACAUGUUUGUUAUUCUUUUUCUGUACAAAAAAGUUAGUUUAUUAUUCUGGUAUCUCCUUUUAGCAGAGAGCUGUAUUAAGAAGCUGUCUAUAUAUUUUUACAUGGUGAUAAAUGCAAAUAUAAGGAAUGUCCUGGAUGCAAAACAAUGUUUUUAAAAUCCAAAUUAAUAAGUUUAUUUCCCUUCA